AUUUUAAAUAAUACCAGAACUUUUGGCUUACUAUGUAGUCAUAUAAUAUAUAAUAUAAAACUCUUCUUGUUUUAAAUUCUCACUGAGGGCUAAACCCCCUAAAGGUGAAAUCCUAGAUCCGCCCCUGAAGGCGUGUAUCAGCUUGAGCAGUACACCAUUUACAGCCACCAUUUUCUCGAGCAGAAAACAGCAAGUGUAUAAACUGUAAUGAAAGUGAAAGUCAGCAGCUCCAUUUUGUGACGAGUGAAAAAUAAAAGAUUUGAGGAGUAAAAACACAAUGUUGGAGUGAAGUAAACGUGUGUCCUGCUGUAAUCUGGAGAAGGAGACGUGACCUGGAGAAGGAGACGUGACCUCCAACAUGAGUGUGUCUGGAAAACAGGACUUAAAAAAACACGAGAGAAUGAUGAAGAGAAAGAGAUCAGACUCACCAGAACCCAGCUGUGUGUCCAUGAAGAGUGACCGGUCAAUGGGUCCUCUAUAUAACUUCAGAGACGGAGACAGUUCUACUGAUGUGAGACCACAAAAGAAGAAAUCAAAGAAAUCAAACCUCAGCAAAAAUCAUCUGGACUCCAUGUUCAAGGAGCUGGAACACAAAGUCAUCACUCUGAUAAAGAAUGAGCUGAAGAGGUUUAGGAAGCUCCUGAGUCCAGAUUACCCAGCAUGCACUGAGAGGGAGGUGGAGGAUGAGGAGGAUCUGCACAGUGUCAGAGAGGGAGCGCUGAAGAUCACACUACACGUCCUGAAGAACAUGAACCACACAGAUCUCGCUAACACACUGCACAACAAACUCAACUCUGUGUCUCAGCCAACGUUUAAGUCCAAGCUGAGAGAGAAGUGUGAAAGAAUUAAUGAAGGCAUCUCACAGCCUGGAAGCUCAACACUUCUGAAUGAGAUCUACACUGAGCUCUACAUCACAGAGGGUUGGAGUGGAGACAUCAAUAAUGAACAUGAGGUGAGACAGAUUGAGACAGCGUCCAGGAGACCAGCAACACAGGAGAAACCCAUCAAAUGUAAUGAUCUCUUUAAAGACAAGUCCAUCAGAACUGUGCUGACUAAAGGAGUUGCUGGAAUUGGAAAAACCGUCUCUGUACAGAAGUUCAUUCUGGACUGGUCUGAAGGAAAAGCGAAUCAGGACGUCACCUUCAUGUUUCCACUUCCCUUUAGAGAGCUGAAUCUGAUGAAGCAGCAAAAUCUCAGUCUCAUGAAUCUUCUUCAGCAUUUUUUACCAGAAAAAAGAAAAUUAGAAUCAAUAAACUGUCACUCCUACAAAGUGGUGUUGAUCUUUGAUGGUCUGGAUGAGUGUCGACUUCCUCUAAAUUUCCAGAAGAAUGAGAGAUUGUGUGAUGUGACAGCGUCAGCCUCAGUGGAUGUGCUGCUGACGAACCUCAUCAAGGGGAAUCUGCUUCCCUCUGCUCUCCUCUGGAUAACCACAAGACCAGGAGCAGCCAAUCAGAUCCCUCCUGAGUGUGUAGACCAGGUAACAGAGAUACGAGGCUUCAGUGAUCCUCAGAAAGAGGAGUACUUCAGGAAGAGGAUCAGUGAUCAGAGCCUGGCCACUAAAAUCAUCACACACCUGAAGUCUUCAAGAAGCCUCUACAUCAUGUGCCACAUCCCAGUCUUCUGCUGGAUCUCAGCCACUGUUCUAGAGAGAAUGUUGGGUGAAGCAGAGGGUGGAGAGAACCCCAAGACUCUGACUCAAAUGUUCACACACUUCCUGAUCUUUCAGAUCAAACACAAGGACCAAAAGUACCAUCAGAAAUGUGACCCUGAUCCUCAGCAGACCAGAGAGAGUAUCAUGGCACUGGGAAAACUGGCUUUCCACCAGCUGGAGAAAGGAAACCUGAUCUUCUAUGAGGAAGACCUGAGAGAGUGUGGCAUUGAUGUCAGAGAAGUGUCAGUGUACUCAGGAGUGUGUACCCAGAUCUUCAGAGAGGAGUUUGGUCUUCACCUGGAGAAGGUGUUCAGCUUCGUACAUCUGAGUGUUCAGGAGUUUCUGGCUGCUUUAUACAUGUUUCUCUCCUUCAUCAGCAGAAAUGUAACAGAACAUCAAACCUCUGAUCUGUCUGAUCUUUUCAGGAAGUCAAACAUGUCUGAUCUCCUCAGGAGUUCAGUAGACAAGGCCUUACAGAGUGAGAAUGGACACCUGGACCUGUUCCUCCGCUUCCUUCUGGGUCUCUCAUUGGAGUCCAAUCAGACGCUCUUACGAGGCUUAAUGCCACAGACAGGAAGCAGAUCUCACAGCAAACAGGAAACAGUGGAGUACAUCAAGGAGAAGAUCAGGGAGAAUCCAUCUCCAGAGAAAUCCAUCAAUCUGUUCCACUGUCUGAAUGAACUGAAUGAUCAUUCACUAGUGCAGGAAGUACAAACUUACCUGAACAGAGGAGUUUACAGUCGUCUCAUUGGAAAUAGAAUCUCUCCAGCUCAGUGGUCAGCUCUGGUGUUUGUGUUACUAAGCUCAGAACAGGAGCUGGAUGAGUUUUAUUUGUAUAAAUAUGAUCCAUCAGAUGAAGGUCUCCUGAUGCUGCUGCCAGUGGUCAAAGCCUCCAGAAAAGCUGAUCUAAUUGGGUGUAAUCUGACAGAGGAAAGCUGUAGAGUUCUGUCCUCAGUUCUCAGCUCAAAAUCCUCCAGUCUGAGAAUUCUGGACCUGACUAACAAUAAACUGCAGGAUUCAGGAGUGAAGCUGCUCUGUGAUGGACUGAAGGAUCAAAACUGUAGACUGCAGAUACUGAGUCUGUGGGAGUGUAAUCUGACAGAGGAAAGCUGUAGAGUUCUGUCCUCAGUUCUCAGGUCAAACUCCUGCAGUCUGAGAAAACUGGACCUGAGUUACAAUAAACUGCAGGAUUCAGGAGUGAAGCUGCUCUGUGAUGGACUGAAGGAUCCACACUGUAAACUGGAGAUACUUGGGAUGGAGAGCUGCAGUAUUACAUAUGAAGGUUGUGCUGCUCUGGCUUCAGCUCUGAGGUCAAACUCCUCAUCACACCUGAGAGUACUGGAUCUAAAAGAUAAUAAUCCAGGAGAAUCAGGAGCGAAGCUGCUCUCUGAUCUACUGAAGGAUCCACACUGUAAACUGGAGACACUACACAUUAAUGAUAAUAAACUCCCCAGGUCUGGUGUAGGACAGAAGUCUCUCCUCAGACCUUUUUCCAGGAUAAAGCAGUUAUGGUGGUGAAGCGUUAGAACACGUCCCACAUUUCUAUUAGUUUGGGAGCUGAAUCAUUCAUAUUCAGAUGUAGAAGAUCCAGAACAAUAACUGAAAGAGAUCAGUGUCACUGUUUCCCAAAUGUUUUUGUCACGGCACAGUUUUGAUUUAUAAAACAUCCCACAGCAGACGGCAAAUCACUAAGCGUUAAAAUUAAUUGUACAAACACGCUUCAUUGCUUCAGAUGGAAUAUUAAAAGUGGACAUAAUCCUACAAUAAAAUGACAUUUAAUGUGAAAUUUGAGCUUAAGUCAGGUAGGAAUAAUGCUGUAGUUACUCUCUGAGGCAAUAAGUUAGUUUAGUAAAUUAGGGUUUUUUUUUCAACUUGCAGGAUAUAAAGUUUAUUGUAAUCACUAUUUUUGUUGAUGAAUACAUGUGGACAAUGUCAUGAUUUAAAAGAUAAAACAGUACUUAAACCUGUAUUGGCUAGUACAACUACACAGCAAAUAUCUGACAAAGUCUCUUUAAAUUAAAAAAAACAUUAGCCUUUAUCAGUGUUGUAAUGUAACGGAGUACAAAUACUUCAUUACUGUACUUAAGUAGAAAUGUCACGUAUCUGUACUUUACUUCACU
Tachysurus fulvidraco (yellow catfish) is the source of this 3771-nucleotide messenger RNA. Its product is annotated as NACHT, LRR and PYD domains-containing protein 14-like. The record is from RefSeq and is a predicted model, not a curated record. The coding region runs from base 359 to 3169 and encodes 936 amino acids. The transcript is spliced from 11 exons. Gene Ontology annotation, molecular function: protein binding. NCBI's taxonomy places the organism in Eukaryota, Metazoa, Chordata, Actinopteri, Siluriformes, Bagridae.